AUGUUUUCUCAACUUUUCGUGUUAACUGAGAGAGGAGAUGCACUUAUUUUCCGCGAUUGUAUCCUUUUUUAGUUUGUACAAUAAUUGUAAGAACAUAAUAAAUUAAUUAAUCAAGAAUUUAAUGAUGACAUUUUAUAAUAAAAUCUCUCUUGCUUUGACCUUCUUUGCCCCAUGCCCUCAAAGCAAAAAGAGCUUGAUACAAGUUUGCUUAACUGAGAAUACAAAUCCUAGCUGUGGUAGUGCCAGAUAAUAAACAAUUAUUGAACGAGGUCCUGACUGGAAAGUUUGGAAAUUGCGCACUGGAGAUUUCAAAAAUGUAUUAGUAAUUAUAUAAAAAGCAUCAAAAUUGCACGGAACGAGGUCGAAUACGAUGUGACUCAUGUGAGGAAUUCUGAGGUUUGUGUUAUCUGCCGAAACCGUGCAAGAACUGAAUUCAAUAAUUGUUUUAUUAUUUAUUUGUCGGAAUAUACAUAAAAAGUCGGUGAACCUUUCCUUUGAGGAAGCCAUUUGAAUUUUCCAUUUUAGCCGGAUAAAUAAUAGCAUGACGUCAUAGCGUGUUAAUACAUUCACUGUGAUACAUUGUUUUUCAAUAUACCACGAAAUUACAUAUGGCAUGUUUGUUUUGAAUAUUCCAUGGCGAUGUCAUAAUUAACUUCAAAUUUGGACGGCUACCAACUGGAUAUGACGAUUUUACCGACAGCUCUCAGCCAAUCAGAACUCUUGACUUAUUUUCAAUAAAUAACAUGUAUUAUUUAGUAUAAUAGUGUAAUAUAUUGUAAAACACAACCCACAACCAGUUUACAAUUGUGACAUAUUGAUCAUAGGAACCUCCCGUGCAAGUUUUGCGCUUCACCUCAUGCAACCUUGGUGCAGAAGGGUUGGUUUUUGGUCAGGGUUGAAAACCAAACUGCUCACGAAAUGCCCAAAAUAGGACAGGCGUUAGAAAGAAAUACAUAUGGUAUACGUACCGGAAGAAUUGUUUUGAAUCUCUGUCCUAUUUCGGGCAUGGUAUAAAACUACCUCCAUGGAGAAAAGCUGUCAAUAUGCACAUGCUCAGGAGAAACACAUUCACUAGUGCAUGUAUAUAUCAAGUAUAUCAAGUAGUGUACUAUGUGGAUACAUUUAGUUGCAGACGACAAGGGGUAUAUCAUUAUUUACCCAUUUGGUGGUUGCAGUACUUUUCAUUUUCGUUUGACGAGCAAAGUCAUGCAUCUGGUGUUAGACGUACAGAGUAAACAAACAAACUUGGAUGCAUUUAUUAGGCACAUUGCAACUUAAUGGGUUAACUAUAUCUGUAACCUCGGUGCUUCCCAUAACAGUUUUAAGAUCGAGGUGACAUUGAACAGAAGUGCACAGAGAUUUUUUACAACAAAAUAAAGAGUGCCAGAGACAACCAACCACCUUGUUUUGUAAGUAUAUGCAGUAAAACAUUUUCUCUAUCAACUGCAGAAUGAUUUAGUUUAUUUAACCCAUUAAGCACCAGCGCUCUCCCCUUGACGAGUAAAAUUGUCUGGCGUUAGACAGAGUAAAAUACUAAAGUAGGGUGCAUCAGGGUGCAAUGCGACUCAAUGGGUUAACUAGACACAUGGGCAGAUAGACCAGUUAACCCAUUAAGCACCAGCGCUCUCCCCUUUGACGAGUAAAAUCGUCUGGCAUUAGACAGAGUAAAAUGAUAAAGUAGGGUGCAUCAGGGUGCAAUGCGACUCAAUGGGUUAACCCAUUAAGUGCCGGACUGCCAGUGCUCUUCCCUUGACAAGUAAAAUUGUCUGUUGUUAGACAGAGUAAAAUGAUAAAGUGGGGGCGCAUUAAUUAAUUGCCACCUAAAUGGUUAGGGGGUGUUAAAGACUCCUGGGUCAACUAUUCCUGUUGCCUGCCCAGGCCUUAAAAUAUCUUUUACAGGGCCGUCUGACAAAAUGUCCGGUGACGUUGAGUUUGGGUCGGACAUAUGUCCGAUGACCUUCAGUUCAGUUUUGGCUCGGAAAUAAGUCUGAAUGACACAAAUGAAUAAACGGUAAAUGUUGUAAAGAUAUUUAAAAAUUUGUUUCUUUCAUAUUUAUUUCCAAGCCGGCCAAAAUUAACUUGCUUGCCAGAACAGCAGUGUUAAAAAAGACUUCGACAACUUAAGCCCGUUUUCCACUUCACCAUUUCGGUCGCCGCCCCGCGCUCCACUACGUUAAAACAACAUUUCCAGUUCACCUUUUAUACAAUAGUACUCUGAUUUUCCAUUUAACAUACAAGCCUCUAGUCGUGGGCUAGGGCACAUUUUGAUUUACGUCGGACAAAGCUACAGUUCGGUCGGACACCAAUUCACUUGGGUUGGACAAACAAUAAACAUCAGUUUCACUUUGGUCGGACAGAAUGUCCGGUGGUUUCCUCUCUACGUCGGACAAUUUCACGAAUGGGUCGGACAAUGUCCGUGACCGACCGAUAUUUUAAGGCCUGUGCCUGCCAUCACCAAGCAAUUCACAAUUUGAACUGAGAAUUACUGAUGAACAUUUUCUAGAAUAGUGAUGGGGUGAACUAUAUUUUUGUCCAUACUGCUGGUUUGUACUUUGUCCUGACCACAAAGAAAAAUGCAUCACCAAAUUGUGCUCUGGAGUUCCUGCAAAGGUAAUCCAUAAUUACAUUUUUUUUACACAAUAACCCUUUAGCCCAUUAAGCUGCAGAGCUUUCCCUUGACAAGUAAAAUUGUCUGGUGUUAGACGAGUAAGAAAAAUAAUUGGGGUGCACUGCCCAGGGCGCAUUAAUUGCCGUUCAACAAGUUAACUAGAGACACAUUGAUGAAUAAAAUUAUCUGGCAUAAGACAAGUAAAAAAAAAGUAGGGUGCAUUGUGGCUCACAUGUUACCUCUUGUAAUGUGCAAGGAAGAUGAUUUUCUCAAAUUCAAACUUACGGCAUUUUCUCCCCCCCCCCCCCACACACACACAAAUUGGCAGUCCUAAAGCUUUGAUUGAAUAUUUAUGAAACUUACAGAUAGCUAAGCUCUUGCUUUGCAUCAAUUCAUUCAUUGUCUUUUUUAUAGAUUUGCUUGUAUUUGUAAAGAUUACUGUGGCGUUUUAAAUGAAAAUUCCAUUCAACAGAAUUUUGUUUUAAUUUAUGAAAUUUUAGACGAGGUUCUGGUUAGUAACAUUCUGUGUUAGAGAAUAUGGCAGAUUGCUCUAUCAGUUUUAAACUGUUCUCUCUAGAGGUUGAGUAACAACCAUCCCGUACUGGGCCAGUGUUAGUAGAGGAGGAAAAUGGAGUACUUUGAGCUGUGGAUAGAGGGAGAUACAACUAUGGUACCUAAAAUACAUAAACAGAAUUUCAACUGCAUAUUAAUUUUGAAAAUCAAGAUUAAGAUAUCAUAAUUUAUCUUUUAAAAAUCUAAAUUGACGAAAAUAUUACUGAAAAAUUUAACAAAUUACUGUACGUUAAUUAGAAUUUUUCUUUACUCCCCCCUCACCGCUCGCCAACAAUUUUUUUUGGAAAAAGAUUCAUUAGCGACUGAGAUGUUGAUCAGAACUUAAUGUUUGAUCAGCAACAACCCCUGCCCCAAUCUUGAUUCUUUUCAAUGCCCCUGCAUGUCCCUGAUCUCUGCCUAUAUUGGCACCGACCAUUUGAGAUUAUAUUUGGAGUAAAGAUCAUGAGUAAACCUGUGCUGUUACUGGGAACAUUCUUAAUUGGUAAGAUAUGAUUUGAGUAUUAUUUUCCAUGUAGAAUUUUGGCUACGUACAAGAAACAUAUUCUCAAGCCAUUAAACCGUACAUUCAGAAUCAGCCUACAGUUGUCGAACCUUAUGAUAAAUCAACCCAAUUUCCUGGGAGAGCUGUGGUAAGUUUUUUAAGUAAAUUUUUCAGCAUGUCUAUUGGUUGGUUGCAUUAGUUGAUCUGCUGGCCUUUGUAUCAGUUAUUGUCCAUUGUCAUUGGCCAGCGAGUCACUUUUUUGUGUGCAUUAGUUUGGUUUAGAGAAAUUACGUGUUGGAAGUGAUGCUGCAAACAGACCUGUUGGACAUAGUGAUAGGUUUUCUGUAAGUUCAACUUUUUUGUUUAAUACACAUCUAUCUAAACUACAGAGUUCGAUCAAUACAGACUAUCAAUUGAUUCCACCUCUAACACAUUUUAUUUUAGACCCCCAAGAAAGGUGAAAUAUUUUCAGACAUUUUGGAACGUCUAUUGGUUCAAGUAGAUCCAGAGGUAAACCGUCGGGAUCUUCUCUACAAAUACCGCACGUUACAGAAUUAUACACCUUUGAUCAUCAUUACCAUCAUCACCACCAUUAUCACAAUCACCACUAACACCUUGCCUGUCUCAUUUUCUCCUGUGUCUCUUUAAACCACACCUCUUAGCCACUACCUGACUAGCCUGCGAACAGGCUCUUUGAAUUCUGGACACUCCGUCUUGUAAUCUCACUCCAGCCACAUAUAACCACUGCCUCCCAAAGACCCAAUAUAUUAUAACUAACGAUAUGCUAAAAUUCGAACCCUAAUAAAACAUUACAGGGCAAUGUUCUUCGUUCAGAAAUCAUCGGCACUAUUACAUUACGAAGCUUUCUCCCAGAUGGAUGCGUCCUGACUAUGGCUCUUAGCGAUGAACUGUAUAAACUGCAUGUUGAAAAUGGUAACUUCUGAAAUUAUUUACAAUAUAUGCUCUAGCUUUGCUUUGUUAAUUUUACUUUAUCAAUUAUUAUGAAUGUGAGUUUAUAAUUUUUGUAGGAUUUGGGACACAGCUAGAAGAUUAUAAUCUCCAUCCGUCUGUAAAUUGCGCAGAGUUUGAAUCAAGUGGAAAACUGUCCGUUAUGCCUUUGGUUGGUGAGGUAAGAAGAUGAUAUUUUUCCUGAUUGUCAGAGACGGAUUAUCUUUGAAGAUGGACUACUCACACUGCCACGCACGUUUGUCUGUGUACCUAGAUAAUCCGAAGCUCAGUUGUAGGAUUAACAAUUUCGUUAUGUCCUUAGUUUGCCUUGAUGAAUUAUCGUAUGUCUGGAACGGUAUCUAAAGAACGUCUUCCCUUCACCGUUGAAAUGACUUUCGAAGAUUCUAGUACAACCAAGUAAGCCUUCACUUUGCAUGCAUAUGAUAUUUCGUUUCAAGUGUAUAUAUGUGUUUCAUUAAUCCGGGAUUUCAACAGCUCGUUGGUGAACGAGGUCUAUUUUUUCACUUAACCUCAUGUGUAUUGGUUUAUAUUUAGGUUCAUAGAUGUUUCUAUACAAAUUCACUGCAGUAUACCUUCGGACAAGUAAGUGAAACAAUAUUCAAGUGUUCGAAUUUGAAAAUUUUUUUUUCAAAUUUUGUUUAUGGUAUUGUCUUACCUUUAAGAUAUGUAGAGAAAGUAAUGGUGCAGUUUCCUGUACCUGAGGACACUCAGAGGUACUUCAUAAGUCGUUUUAUUGAUUGAUUAUUUGAUUAAUUGGUUCAUUGAUUGAUUGAUUGAUUAAUUUGUUGAUCGAUUGAUUGAUUGGUUCGUUAGUUGAUUGAUUAAUUUGUUGAUUAGUUAAUUGAAUGAUUAAUUGAUUUAUUGGUAUACUAGUUGAUUGAUUGAUUAAUUUAUUGAUUAGUUAAUUGAUUAAUUGAUUGAUUAAAUGAUUGAAUAAUGUAUUGCAUGAAUGAUUCAUCGAUUGUUUUAUUAACAAAUUCUUAUCUUGGAUUGAUUCUUAAAUUAAAUUGAUUCUCAGAUUAGAUUGACUGGUUGCCAGAUUAGCAGAAUGUAUUCGUCACUGAAUGACGAUGCCCUUCGUUUUGUAUUUUUCGUAGUGUCUCUUGUUCUGGUCAAACUGUCGAGUUUUCGAAAGAAAGUGAUUUAGUAACGUGGCACAUUACACAGUUUCAAGGUGGAACAACGAUCAGAGCUUUAUUUAAGGUAGCUUUGGUAAUGAAAUAUUUGUGGCUUAACGGUCAGUGUUUGUGCCUUUCCAUUACACACACAAAAAUCUCACAUCUUUUAGCAAGUCUGUCAACAAGCCGUCAACAAGUUGUGUUCGCACAGCGUGUCCCAAAUUGUCAACAAGUUUGUAACAAGCUGUUAACAACUUGUAACAAGCUUGAUGGCAUUAUCAGACUUGUUGCAAGGUUGUUCCAACAAGUCCGAUACAGUCUUGAUAUAACAAUAUCAGGGUGCGAUCAUUCAAGAUUUCUAGUCGUACCUGACUGGUACGCCAAUGGUUGUUGCCGCGUACUUGCGCUAGAACAAACUCAGAACUCAAUGUGUACUUAGUCUUUACAAUAAAGUUCAUAAAGUACAGGUUUCUGAAAAGUAUGUUCAGACUACGAGGUAGCAAACGGAGUUUUGCUAUUUGAAAAGGGUGUUUUGUUGUUUGAAAAUGGAGUUUUGCUAUUUGCAAAGGGAGUUUUGCUAUUUGAAAAGGGAGUGCUGCUAUUUGAAAAGGGAGUUUUGCUAAUUGAAAAGGGUGUUUUGCUAUUUGAAAAGGGUGUUUUGCUAUUUGAAAAGGGUGAUUUGCUAUUUGAAAAGGGUGAUUUGCUAUUUGAAAAGAGUGAUUUGCUAUUUGAAAAGGGUGUUUUGCUAUUUGAAAAGGGUGUAUACUUGUAAUACCUUGGACUUGGAAAGGUCAUGUGCUACCAGCAAAAAAUAAGUACGCAGAUAGCAAGAGUUCCUCGUACCUACGUGGUACGUAAGUACGUGGUACGUAUGUACGCGAAUUAUCGCACCCUGAAUAUUGUUACAACCUUGUGACGUCAACCCUGUAACAUUCUUGUUAUAUCAUGACCGUAUCAGGCAACCUUUGACAAAGUUGUUCUAACAUGCCACCCUGGCUGUCUAUGGGAACAUGCAACAACUAUUAGUUUGUUGUGUUUUCUUGCAGUUAAACGGAUUAUUUGAAGAAAAUUUUGAAUACAGACAUGAGUUGGAUGCUGUAAAGUAAGUUCAUCACUCACUGGAGUAGUAUUAUAUACAUUACAUUUUCUCUGUAGUUUACAUAAUAUUUUGGGGGUGUUUUACAGCCUACGAUUUGAAAUUCCACAAUUCCUGUGUUCAAGAGCGAAAGUAAAGUCCCUAAGAAUCUCAGGUGGUGCGGGCAAGAUAGAACACACGACAAAAUGGACGCGACAAAUUACGCACAGGUUUGGAAAAAAUAUAUUUGGAGCAUACACGGUCAGCACGGACGGUUUUUUCGUCCGUGCUGAUCGUUUUUCUGUUCGUUUUUCUUCCGUUAUUUGUUGAUCCAAAUGUGCCAUCUAGUCACGACCAGUGAUUGAAGUGUUCCAUUGUUUUGAAAAUCCCUUCGAGUUAUUUUUAUGCAUAUUCUAAUAGUAAUGCGUAGGCGUGUGAGAUGCAUGGCACAAAAGUGACUGGAUGGCAUGGAGAACAGCGGGAUUUUGAAAAGACAAUGGAACAUUCUGAUCAAUGGAUCGUGACCGCAAGGCAAUAGUUACGCUUAAUCGGGAAGCCUCACAUAUCGAUUUUUUCCACGAGAAACGUCAUAUGUUCGUUUGGGGGUGGGGGGGUUGGCAGCUGUGACGUUUCUCUGUAAACAUCAUGGAAAAAUUCGAUAGUUUUUAUCUUUGCAGAAUAUAAAAAAGAAAACAAUUUGAUACAAACAGCAGUCUAUAUAUUCGUAAUACCAUACCUGUUCUAUACCUAUACAUUUAUAUUAUUACGCCUUCCUUGCAUUGAAAACACUCAAUUUUGAGAAACGUUGGAAAUUUUGAAGUUCAUACUUAUAUUAAUAAAAAAGAGUAUGUCAGCAGAAGAUGACAUAUUCCUCGCGGAAGCAUCGCCAAUAGCCGACCGAAAAAAAUAGUAGAAAAUUACCUUGUGUGUACUAUAAGAACAAAAUAUCGAUAACUAUGUGUGACGUUUCUAAGGGGGGUGGGGGGUGGGGGGUCUCCAGAGAAACGAACAUAUGACGUUUCUUGUGGACAAAAUCGAUAUGUGAGGCUUCCCCAAAGGGUGACUAUCUACAUACAGGGAGUACAAUUACCAUGAUUCUACAGUAUACAGAAUGUCCCAAAAAAACCAAAACUAAUGAAAUAAGGUACUGCUGGAAUUUGAAUGCCUCAGCACUUCGCUGAACCCACAUGUGCAUAAAAGCUUGACAUAAGUAAAUUUUCUGCAUAAAGAAACUGUUUAAGAAGCUGCUUUUAAAAAUUCCCAAGAGCAGAAAAUCGUGCGCCUUACAAAGAUAUUUUAAUUCCUUAAUAAGUCAACUGAUAUUUAUAAUAUAUACACCCUGUCAAUAUUUUGCGCAUGCAUCUUUGCGUUCAGCUUAGUGUGCUAGGGCAUUCAAAUUCUAACAAUUUCAAUAGUUUUGGUUUUUUGGGACACCCUGUAUACUAAGCUAUCUUUGUUUUUUUUCCUUGCAGUGCCGUAGCCAGAACGAUAUUGGGGCACAUAUUCAUAUAUUCGUGUUCUGCUUUAUUAAUUUCUUUUGAAAUCAACUGUUUUUAUCGUAUGUGAACACGAAUAUAUGAAUAUGUGCCCCCCAAUUAUCGUUCUAGCUACGGCACUGUUUCCUUGCUUUCAUAAACGAUUCGAUGGUAUAGCUGGUUUGAACAUGCCAGCAAAGAAUUUUUGAAGCACACAUAUUUUGUAAAAUAGAAAUUUUAUUAGUUAACGUUUUGUUGUAUAACUUCUUCACAGCUUUGAAGUGAAUUUUACAGGGUAUGCUAUAUACUAACCAUGUAACAGUGUUACAGUAAUAACCCUUUAUAGAUUAACCAUUUUGAUAAUUUAAAGCAUGCAUACGAAUUAUCCAAAGCUUUGAAUUGGUAAAUAACGAUGUAAACUAAUAACCAUUUUCAUUUAAAUGUUUUGUAGUGAUUCUUACAUUAUACGACUGUGA
This is a messenger RNA of Paramuricea clavata, 8775 nucleotides long. Lineage: Eukaryota; Metazoa; Cnidaria; Anthozoa; Malacalcyonacea; Plexauridae. The record is from the annotation of a GenBank genome assembly.